Messenger RNA from Apiotrichum porosum, 1224 nucleotides. It is a transcript of the gene SER1, whose product is annotated as Phosphoserine transaminase. Lineage: Eukaryota; Fungi; Basidiomycota; Tremellomycetes; Trichosporonales; Trichosporonaceae. The transcript has 2 exons. Bases 1 to 1224 code for a protein of 407 amino acids. Gene Ontology annotation, biological process: L-serine biosynthetic process. Gene Ontology annotation, cellular component: cytoplasm. Gene Ontology annotation, molecular function: pyridoxal phosphate binding; O-phospho-L-serine:2-oxoglutarate transaminase activity. The record is from RefSeq and is a predicted model, not a curated record.
AUGUCCUUUGCUCGCGAGCAGGUUCACAACUUUGCGGCUGGCCCGUCGCCGCUCCCCACCCCCGUCCUCGAGAAGGCCGCCGUCGGCCUCCUCAACUACAACGGCACCGGCAUGGGCGUGUGCGAGCUUUCGCACCGUAGCAAGGAGUUCAAGGGCAUCAUCGAGGGCGCCGAGGCCAACCUCCGCAAGCUCUACGGCGUUCCCGACAACUACUCGAUCCUCUUCGCGCAGGGUGGCGGCACUACUCAGUUUGCCAGCGUCAUGCUUAACAUCCUCGCUGCGCGCCGUAUCCAGCACAAGGACGACAAGGAGUACGCUGUCCCCACCAUCGACUAUGUCGUGACCGGCUCGUGGUCGUCCAAGGCCUACGCCGAGGCUCAGCGCCUUGCCCUUCCCCCCGCCCCCGGUGCGCAGCCGUUUGCCGCUCCCCGUAUCGCUGCCACUGCCAAGCCGUCCAAGUUUACCACUCUCCCCAAGCAGGACGAGUACGACUUCUCCGCCGACGCCGCGUACGUCUACUACUGCGAGAACGAGACCAUCAACGGCACCGAGUUCCCUGCCGCCGACGCGCCGUCCGAGUUCUCCUUCCCCUUUGACAAGGUGCCCGCCGGUGUGCCCGUUGUCGCCGACUAUUCGUCGUCGUUUGUCUCGCGUCCCAUCGCCAACUUUGACAAGCACGCCAUAAUCGUCGCCGGCGCGCAGAAGAACCUCGGCCCCUCGGGCGUCACCGUCGUCAUUGUCCGCAACGACCUGCUCGUCGACACCACCGAGGCCAUGAAGCUCGGCAACAUUCCCGCCGUCCCCAUCCAGAGCGAGUACAAGACCCUUGCCGACAACGGCUCGCUGUACAACACCCCGCCCACGUUCCCCAUCUACGUCUCGGCCCUCGUCCUCGAGUACCUUGUUGCCGAGCGCGACGGCAUGAAGGGCAUCGAGGCCACCAACCGCGCCAAGGCCGAGACGCUGUACGCCGCCCUCGACGCCGCAGAGGCAAAGGGCACUGUCCGCUGCGUCGUGCGCGAAAAGCUCGCGCGCUCGUGGAUGAACAUUACGUUCGAGAUUGUCGGCGAGGGCAAGGAGAAGGCCUUCCUCGACGGCGCCGAGGCCCUCGGCUUCCGCCAGCUCAAGGGCCACCGCUCCGUCGGCGGCAUCCGUGCUUCCCUCUACAACGCCGUCACCCUCGAGUCGGUCAAGGCCCUCGCCGAGUACAUCUCCAACUUUUAA